Messenger RNA from Dinoponera quadriceps, 1242 nucleotides. RefSeq names its product trichohyalin-like. Lineage: Eukaryota; Metazoa; Arthropoda; Insecta; Hymenoptera; Formicidae. The transcript has a single exon. Bases 1 to 1242 code for a protein of 413 amino acids. The record is from RefSeq and is a predicted model, not a curated record.
AUGUACAUGCUCGAGGCAUUAGAAUUGUGCAAAGAAAAAAGAAAUCGACUUUUCCGCCCUUACAAGGUAGGAACCCUUAACGCGACAACGAUUGAUCCGCCAGGCGUGUCGGCGUACGAGGAGGGUCUGCGGAUGCGUCGGCGACGGCUGCGCGAUCUCCUGCUGGACGAACAGUCGGAUCUGUCGUGGCAGCUCACGGAGGGGGCGCGACGCACCGAGGUCGCUCGGGCCGAGGAGGCGCGCGCGGCCGCGGAGGAGCUGCGGGAUCGACGGGAGCGCGAGCGAAGCGCAUACGUCGCUGCGAAACGGCAGCAACAGUGCUCGGCCUCGUGUCAGGUUGCUCGCGAGGAGUACUCGAAGGGAUGCGCGAUCAACGCGAAGCUAAGCAAUAUCGCGCAAAUCGCGGACAACGAGGCGAGGAAAUCGGCGGCGAGGGAACUGGAGGCGCUGUGGCGGCGAGCGACGCAGCGCCGACUCGAGACGGAGAUGCUGCAGGAGAUGCGAGAUUCGGCGAGGCGAACGUCAAUGCGCCUUGAAUUGGCCCGCGCUUUGGCCGAACAAGUGGCCGAGAAGUCGGCUGUGCAGGAGGAAGAAAAGCGGAAGCUCCGGCAGAGCGAGCUCGAGCGGUCGGAGCGGCUGUGCGAGGAAUCGCGUCUCGCGGACUCGCGGGAUCUCCAGCUGCGCCGGCAACGGCAGCGGGAGCUGAAGAGGGAGCUUGAGGAGGGGAUGCUGGCCGCGCGGCAGCAGCGGGAGGAGCGCGCUCGCGAAGAAGCCGCGGCGGAACGUGCCGAGAGGGCGAUGUUCGAGGAGAGAUCGACGAGGAACGUCGGGAGCCUUCGGACGGAGUCAACGGCGUACGUCGGGUACCUGGAGGACCUUCGGCGGGACGAGGUAAAACGGGAGCGCGAGUUAGAGGCCGUCGUCGAGUGUUUGCGCGCGGACGCCGAGGCUAGACGCGAGCUCGCGCGCAGGGAACUCGAGGAGGCCCGCGAACGCGGCCUGCGGAAGGUCCUCCACGCUCGCGAGGAACAGGUGAGGGCCCGGCGGGACGCGCAGGCGACGGAACGGCGGCUGAAGGCGGAGGAGAGGGAGGCGCUCGAGAGGCAGAUCGAGAGCGACGCCAAGUUGAUCGCGACGGAGAAGAGAGAGAGCGAACAAAAGGCGUAUCGUUACGGGCUGGAGCUGAAGGAGCAGCAACGGCGUCUCGUGAAAGCGGAGGAGGCCGAGAGGGAGGCGGGUUGA